Lepisosteus oculatus (spotted gar) is the source of this 7252-nucleotide messenger RNA. RefSeq names its product phosphodiesterase 3B (gene pde3b). Gene Ontology annotation, molecular function: protein kinase B binding; calmodulin-activated 3',5'-cyclic-GMP phosphodiesterase activity. Gene Ontology annotation, biological process: signal transduction. The record is from RefSeq and is a predicted model, not a curated record. Gene Ontology annotation, cellular component: membrane. Lineage: Eukaryota; Metazoa; Chordata; Actinopteri; Semionotiformes; Lepisosteidae.
CAGAGGAAGUACAGUAAACUGCUUCAAGGGCUACGGCGCGCGUUCUGGGUGCUGCAGAGCGCGCGUUCAGGGUUCCCUCGGCACUGUAUUAGUAAUCAGUAUUGCAGGUUGUGACAUCUGGGAGGCGACAUUGAGUCUAACUUCAUGAAAAAACAACAUUUUUACCUUCUUUUCCUUUUACCCAAAAUGCUCGAGUACGUUUGAGUGACCAUGGACCGCGUUUGCUGUCAUGUAAUAGUACAAUAAUACGGCGAGGAAAACAGGGGGGGAACGAUACUUUUGUCGGAAUUAAAGGAUCUACAAUUCGAAACAUGGCUGUGAGGGAAGAAGGAGAGGUACUGCACAGUAAAAUCAAACACCACGACGGUGUUGGUAAUGCAAACAGCACAGAAAGCUUCAGAAACGGCUAUGUGAAGAGCUGCGUCACCCCUUUAAAACAAGACCACCAAAGGGGCUUUUUAUUUAACGUCUGCAGGUUUUGCAAUGCGGAUUUAAUAGGUUCAAGACGAUUUCGGGCUUCGGCUCUUUACUUUGGUGCAAUCGCAGUUUUUGCAGCUUCGCUACUGAUUUCCAGGAGCCUGCAAAGUGGACCGAGCUCUUCGCUUCUGCGGACUUUGCAGUCAUUUUUGCUGGUCUUCUCACAAUCCGUCAGUCCCCUCUUUAGCAUAGGCUGUGCAUUCUUCUUUUUAACGUUUUACCUGCGGAGGAAGAAGAGGGAAAGUUACAGAUGUUGGCUGGUAUCGCUACCAGCAUCAUGCUACUUGGGGGAUUUCUUGGUCUUGCAGUUUUUGCAUUGGGAAGACAAUCAGCAUCAGAUGCAAAUGGUGGGCAGAUUGCUCUUUGUGCUGGGCUGUGUGGGCAUACUGACACUGAUCCCCACUUUGAAACUCAGAUACAGUGUUCUGAUCUUGGUUUUUGCCAGUCUGGUCUGGCUCGUUUCCUUCACUAGCCUCGAAUGCCUGCCCAAGCCUCUGAGACCCCUUCUGGCUUGUCUCGCAGGGGUUUCGGGCUCUCUCCUGGCACUCUGUUUCGAUCAUUAUUACCUACCACGGGAAGCGCCACACAGGAUCGCUAACGCUGAGGAGAAAGUACCCGUGAUCAGACCUAGGAGAAGGUCCAGUUGUGUGUCUUUGGGAGAAACCUCAACAAGUUAUUAUGGCAGUUGUAAAAUGCCCAGGAGACCUUCAUUGCCUUGUAUUUCCAGGGAACAGAUGAUUCUUUGGGACUGGGACCUGAAGCAAUGGUACAAACCCCAGUAUCAGGGUGCUGCAAGUGGGAACGGCGUGGACCUUUCCGUCAUCAACGAAGCUCGUAACAUGGUUUCCGACUUGCUGGCGGACUCCUCCCUGUCUCCUCAAGUCAUCGCCUCCCUGCGCAGCAUCAGCAGCCUGAUGGGAACCUUCUCGGGGUCGUGCCGGCCUCGGGUUAACCCUUUCACUCCUUUUCCUGGGUUCUACCCCUGCACCGAGAUGGAGGACCCUACAGAGAAAGGAGAGAGAAAGCCCCAUAAGGGAAUGAACAGCAGGAAUAGCCUACCCACCCAACAGCUACGACGAAGCUCAACAUCAUCUUCUACACUUCCGUCUCUGGAGGCUGCUCGUUGGGAGCGCACUAAUGGAAAACGACCUCAUCAGGAAUUUAGCGCUAUGAGCCCAGGGCCCCAGCCAAAUGGACCUUCCAAUGCAAACCUCUUGACAAUCCCGAAGCAAAGGUCUUCGUCUGUGACACUGACGCAUCACGUAACAAGACGAGCAGGCACGUCCCCCAGUCUGAGUCCAGUGAACUCUCCAAGCCACAGCCCAACCGGUGGCAGUGGGUCUCUGGUGACACGUUCCCCAGUUGAGUUCCCAGACACUGCUGAUUUCCUCACCAAACCCAGCGUCAACCUGCAUAAACCCCUAGGAUACGCACUCAGCUCUCCGGACUUCCAGCAACAGUUCAGGACUUCAAGCAUUCCUCUCUGCACAAGUUGUGGACGUCAGAUGCUGAAAACAGUUCCCAGUGCAGAGUCAGGGGAGGCUAAUUUACUGUCUGCCACUGAGACGCAGCGCAAGAGAUCAGGUGAAGGAACAGAAAGUCCAUGUGACAGCUCUCAGAUAAAGGAAGCAUACGAAAAAGCAGAAACACAAUGUGAAAAGUACCCAGACAUCAGAGAGUCCGAUAACGAGAGCCAAACGGAUACAGAACAACAACAGUGUCAGACACACACGAGUCAGGAGACUGAGAGCAACCAAGACUUCAUAUUGGACCCACUGCUACAGGAUCAUGAAGUUCUUAUGGAGAGAAUCAACAACUGGAACUUUCCUAUCUUCGAUCUGGUUGACAAAACAGGAGGAAAAUCGGGAAGAAUACUGAGUUUUGUUAGUUACACCUUAUUCCAAGACACUGGUUUAUUUGAAAUUUUCAAAAUACCAGUCCGGGAAUUCAUGUCGUACUUCUGUGCACUGGAGAAUGGCUACCGGGACAUUCCCUAUCACAAUCGUAUUCACGCCACGGAUGUCCUUCAUGCUGUCUGGUAUCUGACCACAAGGCCGAUCCCUGGAUUCCAACAAAUCCACAAUGAUCACAUCACUGGGAGUGACACAGAUUCGGACAGUGGGAUCUCACCAGGCAGGGUGGCCUAUGCCUCCUCAAAAAGCUGUGUGAUAACAGAUGACAGCUAUGGGUGUUUAUCUUGGAACAUCCCGGCCCUUGAGCUCAUGGCGCUAUAUGUAGCAGCUGCGAUGCAUGAUUACGAUCACCCUGGUCGGACAAAUGCUUUCCUUGUAGCCACUAAUGCACCCCAGGCUGUGCUGUACAAUGACAGAUCAGUCCUGGAAAACCAUCACGCAGCGUCUGCCUGGAGUCUCUACUUGUCCCAGCCAGAGUUCAACUUUCUGGUUCACCUGGACCAUGUGGAGUUCAAGCGCUUUCGUUUCCUUGUGAUUGAAGCUAUCUUAGCCACAGACCUCAAGAAGCAUUUUGAUUUUCUGGCAGAGUUCAAUACUAAGGUCAAUGAUGUUAACAGUCCAGGCAUAGACUGGACUAAUGAAAAUGACCGCCUGUUGGUCUGUCAAGUGUGCAUUAAGCUGGCAGAUAUCAAUGGUCCCGCUAAAGGUCGAGAAUUACACUUGAAAUGGACGGAAGGCAUUGUCAAUGAAUUUUAUGAGCAGGGAGAUGAAGAGGCGAGCCUCGGCUUACCCAUCAGCCCCUUCAUGGACCGCUCAUCGCCUCAGCUGGCAAAACUGCAGGAGUCUUUCAUCACUCACAUCGUGGGGCCCCUCUGCAACUCCUAUGACGCUGCAGGACUCCUACCCGGUCAUUGGAUUGAUGAAGAAUCUUCUGAAGAUGUCGAAGAUGGGGAAGAAAGUGAAACGGAAGAUGAUGACCUCGAGGAGGACAUAGAACCAAAAAGGAGAAAGACCAGGAGACGGCUGUUCUGCAACAUCAUGCACCACUUGACUGAAAAUCACAAGGUGUGGAAAAAAACUAUCGAGGAGGAAGAGAAGAGCAAAGUGGAACUGAGCAAACAGCAGAUAGAGAACUCAUCUUUACCUCAGACAUCUGACGAGAUUCAGGUGAUAGAGGAGGAGACAGAGGAGGAGGAGAGGCAGUAGGCCACAGUGGAGGAGAAGUGGCCCCUCCUGCCCCGCAGGAUAUGACACACACUGAAUUGUCACUGUGCCGACACCAGACACUGAUGCGUUUCACGUCACAUUGAAAAGGCCUUAAUACUGUGAGCGGAUUCUCACUGAACCAGUGGGAGACCCACUCCUUUGCACUUUCGCCCCAUGGAAAUAAAGAGAAAACUUACUUCAGAAAAUAAAACAAGCAUAUGUAACAGGAAGUAAGGGUAGGAAUGCCUUCAACAAAAAUAACGUUAUCUAGCUGUGAUGCUGCCUUGUUGAACACUGAACACUUACUUUCCAUGAGGUACUUAAAAUAUAAUUUAAAACAAUGAAGCCCUUCAAACUAUUGACACCAGUUACCAAAGUGAACAGUUCAAGUAUGGAAAUGUAGGUGAUUCUGAGACUCAUUCAGACUCACCAUCAUUUAAAAAAAAAAAAAGAAAAUGUGCCUGUCUGAACCUAGCACUGAGCGCUGCAGUGCGGACUGAAUAUGAAGAAAAAAAACUGUAACUGCACAGUUUUACCCUGAACACUGAGGACUGGGAAAAGUGGACAGUAUCAUUAGAACGUGUUCAAGUUCUGACGUUUUGACUGAAAACAAAAAAAAAAAAUCACCUGCAUCAUUUUUGAUGCCCUUUAUUGCUGUGUAUAAACUGCCUUGUUUGGGUUUUAUUUUCUGUUAUUGUUUUUUGUCCAGGAAUGCACAGCGGCCAAUCAACUUAAUCAACUUGGGAAUGUCUAUUGUUGUUUACCACAUAGCAUACGGCAUACAGAACAGGAAAACUGUUCCAACGAAGGGAUGUUUUUCCUUUUUUAUUUUAAUAUAUAUAUAUUUUUUCACUGUUACUCAGGAUUCACACUUAGAUUAAUAGUUAUUUUGCAAGAGUUCAGCUCAUGAAGUCAUAAUGAUUUCUAAUACUCUUGUAAGUAAAAACUAUGUAUAAUAAUAACCGUUUUUAUUCUUUGUACGGAAAAUUUGCACCAAACUUGUUUUACCUGUUCAAAUUCACCUUCAUUAAAUUAUUGAAUAAAUUCAGAGGUGGAUUUAACUCAUGUUGAUGCCGCCUCCCCAUCACCAAAAAAAAGAUUUAAGAGUUUUGUAUUUAUUUUUGGAGAGAACCCCUUAAACUCAAACACAGGGAUAUUACUGUAAGUGUUUUUAUGAUACAGUAAGUUGCAGAACGGCAAAAAUAAAAUCGUACAUUGAAUAAACAAGGUUGUUCAUGUAUUAGAAUAGGACCAGAGGUUUCCGUUGCCUUUCUGUAUUCAUUAUUUUAACAAACACUGUUAUAAACCCACUCAAUUGUUUAUCCUUCUACAAACAACAGUAUUUUCAUGAGAUGAUCAUUCUUUGCAAGACGUACACCAAGGCCGAUAAUUAUAUGAGUUAGCUCUCCACACUUUUCCCCAGAAAAAGUUUAAUAUGUGUGUGUUGUUACAUUUUCAUUUUAUAACGUAAUUUGAGUUUAGGAAUAAAAAUACUUUUAUUUUUCUGUAAGAUGAGAACUCUAGACAUUCCACAAAAACAGUAUAUUUAUUGAGACUUACAUUUGUGAAGGAGUUUGUAUUGUGAGACAUGCACAGCUCUUUCACAAUAGUUGAAUUUUAAUCCAGUCAUAAAAGUUCUCAUGCAAGUGGUGCAAAUUAAGCUAUUACAUGAAAAUGUGCACCUUUUACUAAAAAAAACAAACAAUUUUAGCAGUGUUUUAUUCUCUGCACAGAAAAUAUCUGCAUCGUUUUUUUUAAGUAGUCAACUGUAUCCAAACUCGUCUGUUUUAUACAUGUGGCUGAAAAAUAUUGUACAUAGAGAACCUGUAAUUAUCAUCCAGUUUCCAGAGUUUUUAUCUAAUACUAUUUACAGAUGUGAAAUCUGUGAGAAGAGCCAUGGGAACUGUUGUUUUUGUCUGGCUAAAGUGUCGUCAUGUUUCUAAUCAUAACCACUUGUCUCUACGUCUUCAAACACAACUGGUGCCAAACUCUGUUCCCCAUCGUGUCCCAUGCCGCCUUAAAGUGUCUCCAUGCUGCAUCUUGCAGUAAUAAAUGACUAUGAGGAUAAUAGAUAAACACUGACAAAAAAAAAAUCAGAAACAUGAAUUAAGUGCAAUCAGAAAAUGAAUUGACAUAAAACAAUCUAUUUGCUUAUUCAGCAUAGCAGGUUGCAGUUUCUGAAAGCUCCCCUGUGCCCUGUUUCUCAAUUCUUCUGCUCAUUAUAUUGUAAGCCUAAUUGUUUAUUGACUUAUCACUGUGCACCAUCAUAUACCACAGUCUUCUCGGAUGUUCUUGUCAUAAAUACAUUUAUGAAUGGUUGUCACCUUUAUGUAGCACCGUUAUGUAUGUAUGUAACCAUUCGAUCCUAUUGAAGUGGGGAAAACCAUUUUUAGAGUUUUAUUGUUAUUUAAAGAUGUUAUAAAACACAACCCCUACAAUACUUUCUCAGAGGACAGUUCUUUUUGAUCCACAGCUAAACGUUUUUUUUUUCCCUUGUUGACUUACUAUACAAGCGUGUGGAUGCGUGUGUACCAAUGGCUGUGUGACCGGUAGGUUAAACUCUCCUGCUUUUACUAAAUUUAAUUAAUCUGUAUCCCACAACACCCUGACAAACAGGUGAUAGCUAAAUAAUGGGAUCACCCAAAAUACUCAUCUAAAGAGUCCAGAGUGCCUAAUUGUAGAGCAUCAGAAACUUACAAGUACACUGAUGGAAGCACUGGGAGUCAUUUACAAGUGGAUGACAAAUCCAAUAUAACUAUUGCUCCAGUCCCAGGGUACAGUGUGAACUUCAGUGUGAGUAACAGAACUUAUGGAAACUUCACCGUUAACUUGUCCAUAAGAUGUGUACAGAAUAAGUCUUUCAAAGUCCCUGCUUGUGUAGAAAGUCUCGUCAUUUCCAUAACCUGUAACAAAUGGGCCAUUGUAACAUUUUACAAACCAAGAAGACUGUUCAUGUCACCACUGCGAGACCUGCGACUGCACUGAUAUUUCAAUUGACGUGGUUUUUUUUCGCUCAUCAUUUUACAGCCAGGUUCGUGUGGAGAGGAAAUGUAUCCAUUGCCUGGGUGUUGUGGUUUUUGUAUUUAUGUUCACACAAAGAUUUCAUUCAGAAGAGCCAGAAAUAUAAAAACAUAAUAACACUCUACUGAUUUUCCAUUCAUGCAAUAAUUGAAAAUACACUGAUCCCUGUACCUGCUGUAUUAUUUAAUCUGACAAUUGUGUUUAUUUUCAUUUUGACACCAGGAAAGUCGGCAAAGAUACACUCACAGGUAUUCUUUAUUAUUGAUGUUGUCUAGUCUAAUGACAAUUCCCACCCUCAAAGAUUAAAUUCAUGAUGUUGCUAUGGUUCCCAUGACUUGGAUUCAAAAUACCAAAAGCUGUAAGUUUCUGAAUUAUCAAAUGAUUUAGAAACUAAAAACAUUUUCAGGAUCUUUUGAAAGUUCCAUUUUGCAGGCUGAACUUUGAAAUUAGAUGUGAAAAUGAAUGAAGACCGGUCUACUUUGCAAGACCCCUUAUAGCAAUAAUUUCCACACUUUUUUUAAGUUGUUCAAAAUGAGAGAAAAAAUGUUUGUUAUAGUUUUGACUAAACUUUCAUCUUCACCUACUGUAUGUGUAAGAUUUUUCAUGAAAAUUUAAUUUCAGAAGGAUAAAUAUUA